This is a messenger RNA of Linum trigynum, 4629 nucleotides long. The record is from the annotation of a GenBank genome assembly. NCBI's taxonomy places the organism in Eukaryota, Viridiplantae, Streptophyta, Magnoliopsida, Malpighiales, Linaceae.
CAUUAUAGAUUAAGUCAGAGAGAGAGAGAGAGGAAGAAAACACAAACUAGAAGAGAGGGAGUGAUGGAAUCAAUCUUCUUCUUCUUACUUGCAACUUCUUCUUGCUCCUUGAGUGGAGUGGAUUUUCAAUGAAGCUCUCCCAAGGUGUUUCCCUCUCUAAAACACUCAAAACCCUAUAGUUCUCACUUCAGGUCAGCUCUUCUUUAUCAAGUUGAUAACAUCGGAUUUGCACAUGUUUGCACCCUCGUUUCUUGAUCAUUUUGGAUUGAGUUUCUGCUUUCUUGGACUAUUUUGAGCUAGGUUGUGUUCCUUUGUCACAUUUCAGGUCCUAGCAUGUGAAUUGAAGCAUAGGCGCAAGUUUCAAGUCAAUCGGAGAUCAUUUGGCAAUCCGGGAGAAGAAACACGAGCAUGACCUGAGGAAUAAUGGACUUCUAACUCAUAUUAUGGAUAAAUAAUCAUGGAAUUUUGUCAUGAAAAUAAAGAGGACGAGACUUCGAGCGUCUGGGAUCAAACGGCGACUGAUUUGGAGUCCGGACGAGGGAGAAACGAAGCAUUAAACAGAGGCUGAGCAAGCUACACGGGCACACCUAAAAACCCACACGGCCGUGUGACCUGGCCAUGUGGCCGUGUGGGAUUUACCGAGCACUCACACAGGCAUCUUGGGGAGCCACACGGCCGUGUGGCCCCUGCCCGUGUAGCUUGCCUGGUUGCUUAUUAAUCGAAACUCCGCGUUUUGGCACUCACAUGGGCAGCUGGGUAAGCCACACGGCCGUGUGGCCUGGCCGUGUGAGUCGGGAAAUUCUGGGUUUUAACCCAAUUUCGAGCCAAAGGAGAGGGAGAGCUGGGUUUUGGUUCCCAAACACCUAAAGGACGAACCCUAGAGAGAGAGAGCGACUUGGGAACAUUCUUGGAGCUAUUUUGGAGGAUUUCUUCGCCAUUGGAGCUCGGGAAUCAAGCUUGGAGAUGGAGAUUGAAGAUCAAGAUCAGAUUUCUGCAGUCUCUCUCUUCUCUAUGGAGUAACUUCCCUUCACUUAGGUUUUGAGGAACCCUAGUUCCAUGUGUUAGGAUCUUUCUUGUAUGAAGUUUUGGAUACUAUAUUGUUUGAUUAUAAUUGAUUGAGGCAUGAUUUAUAGAGUCAAUUGAAGCCUGAUCAUCUUCUCUUGAUUUCUGCUUUAACCUAUGAUAGAUAGAAUCUGAUUAGGUUAAGAGAGCUUCCUUGAUUGAUAGUGGUGAAUUGGUUGUGCGAGAGUCAAUUAAUUCACUGCUUUGUACUGGAAUUCAUUCCAGUUGUGGAGAUCUGUGUGAAUCGCCUUAGCAGUCUAUCCCGGUGAAGGCUAGUCGCCUGCCGGGUAUUCUGUCCAAGAGGGCUUGGUCAGCUUAAGAGAUUCCAAGCUAAUUUAGGAUCUUCCGCAGUUUAAUCAACAAUAGAUCAACCAAAAGUAAUUGCAACUUGGACCUAAUUGAGGAUCUAGGGGGAAUCAUACCUAAGUGAGUUCCCAAAUUGUAAUUAGUAGAGUAGUUAGUAGAGUAGUUUAGUAAAUCAAUCCUUAAUCUAGUUUGCUAGAUAAUGAACUGAAGCUGAGUAAUAGUAACUCUAGAGACCCGUGGAUUCGAUAUUUAUUACUUGUGCCACUAUACUGCAGUCCCUUUCAUUGGUUACACUUGGCCAUUGUUAGGUGUUGUGUCGUAGCGUGUAAAGUUUUUGGCGCCAUUGCUGGGGACUUUCUAGAUUAUUAGGAAAGGCAGAAGUUUGUUACUUUAGCGUUUUUCUUUUCUUUUCCACCCUUGCUUUUCACUUGGGUGUUUUCGUUUUUGUUGGUGCAGAUCUGAAUCAUGGAUCCUCAUGGCUUCUCCAACCAUUGGGGGUAUCCACCACCAUCUGAGUGGUAUUACCCCGAGACCCCCUGGAGCAAUCAAGGAGGAGAAGACUAUGGAUUUGGGUUCCAGUACCAACCCCCUUACUACAGAGAACAAUCAGACCCCUGGGCAUAUCAAGAACAACCUCAUUGCCAAGAAGACUUUCUCCCACAACCAGAAGGGCCAUCAGAUCUGGAGUUAGCCAUGGAGGCCUUCACGGGCCACUCUGCAGAGCCAUGCUACACUUCACUUGAAGAUCCAAACAAAAAAUUAAGGCUUCUCGUGGAGCAGUUUGCUCGAGACACUGAGAGAUCAUGCUCCAAGAUGGAUCUUUAAAUCAAAGCCCUUGCCCCUUCCGAUCCCUCAUUUCUCCAUGAAAUGGAGGAGACUGUUCAGCGCUCAGCGAAGCAAACAGAGUGGGUGGAGCAAGUUUGCUCACAUCUUGCUCAAGAUCACCUUUCUGCUACCACGCUAGAAGAGGUGGAGGAUGACAAAGGCUACGGGGAUGUUGAGGAGCAUACAGAAGUUAUCACAGAGAACUCCCAUGAUAAUCAUGAUCAGGAAAGUCCUUUGGUUGCAGAUCACACAUUUCCUUAUUUCUUCUCUAACAUGCUGGGCCCGAGGGAGGAGAUGCAAGAUGAUCUCAUUGAAGAAAUUAUAUGGCGACUUGCUCUCCAAUCUGUGCUAGAAGAAGAAGAGCAAGAAAGGGUGCAGAAAGAAGUUGUGGAGGAUGACGAAAGUGAAGCAGGAGGAGUUCUUGAUCAUUUCCCAGGGGUGAUACCACAUGAAGAAGAAAGGGGGGUUGAAGAAGCAAUUAGCGUCCAGGCUGAGGACGGAGUUAAGGUGGAAGAGGCAUGCACCGGCCAUGAGUUACAUGUGAUAUCUCCACCAAACUUCGAGGAGCUGCUUGGCAAGGACCCAUUUGCAGUGUCUCUUUGCCAGACUAAGACCACGUCGACAUCGGUCCCCCUUGGUGGAAGCGAUGGUGGCCAAUCGAUGUUGUCAUAUCUAGUUUGGGGCAAUGAGACGAGAGAAUAGAAGAAGAGGUCUCGAGGGUGGAGACAUUAUCCGCAUCAAGUGCAUGAGCCUACAUCACCAGCCACACCACAUGCUCGUGACUUGAGACUCCACCUCAUUGACGAGAACCUCAACUUCAAGGAGGUUUUGGGGUGGACCGAAACUUAGGAGCCAUCGUCCGGCUCACGACGUGAAAGAAGCGCUUGUUGGGAGGCAACCCAACCAGUCGGUUUGCAUUUAUUUCUCUAUUUCUCCUCGGUUGAGUCAGUUUUUUUUAUUUGAUUUUAGAGUCAAUAACUCAACCUUUGUGAGAUUUUGUGUGGUGUUUGUGUUCUGACCACUCUCUCAUCCUGGAAUACACCGCCUGCCUCGUCCACCAUCAUUCACCCUUGAUCUGGUAACUUCGUUCUACCCUCCUUAUCUUUCCUCCAUUGAGGAAAAUGUCUUGCUUAAGUGUGGGGGGAUGUUCGAUUAUGUAUGCGGGUGAAUGUUUGGUUGUUUGCAUGCUUGGAGCCUAGUCCACUGUCCAAAUCUCGAGAUUUGAGGGCUCCAAGUACGGCUGUUUGAUCAUAUUGGCGCUGUGUUUUGAUUGGUGAAUUGAAUGGUUUUCGGAUUAAUGCAUGACAACUGGAUUGUGACUAGGACAACCUAUAAUGAUGACUGAGACGUGCAGUAGGAUUGUGUAGGGGUUCAGUUUUCAACUGUUUGCUUACCAACUGUGACUUGGAUGGAUCACUUGUUCUUGACAGUCUUUUAUGCAUCUAGUUCAGGGAAUCAGAAUGAGAGAUAGAGCAUAUAGGUAGCCAUGUGAGAUUUGAGACUGCUCGUUUCUUUCUUGCGCGAUAGUUCCCUCUUCCAUAAUGUGUAGCAUUCACGUUGUCAUUAGCUAAGAUGAUGGAGGCAUAGGAUUAGCCCACGACCAAAUUGACUGUCCUGAUGUGUCAUAUCCUCUAGUCAGCCCCUUUGAGCCGUGUGUUAUCCUUUCUUUCAGUCUACAAUGAAAAAUCACCCUUUUGCAUCUUUUAGAAGGUUCCACAGAGUGGUUUUUACAUGUUCUCUGCUGUUUCUGCUAAAUAUAAUGUGAGGGUUGGAGGUAGUGCUUAAAAGUUGGGCAUAUGUUUGAAAUAUGUGCAGAGGUGGUGGUUCUCUUAAGGAAUGAAAAAAAAAAUGAAAGAAAAAAAAUGAAACCCUUUUGCAUCUUUUAGAAGGUUCCACAGAGUGGUUUUUACAUGUUCUCUACUGUUUCUGCUAAAUAUAAUGUGAGGGUUGGAGGUAGUGCUUAAAAGUUGGGCAUAUGUUUGAAAUAUGUGCAGAGGUGGUGGUUCUCUUAAGGAAUGAAAAAAAGAAUGAAAUAAAAAAAAUGAAAGAAAAAUAGAGCCACUACCAAAAAUCUGAAUAGUGCCCAUUAAGUAGUGUUUCUUAGCAGUCUGGCUUGGAAAUGCUGACAUUUAUAUAACCUCCUUCGCUCGUGUGCUCGUAAGAAUUUGAGUAAUGCAGAAUGGCAGAAAGAAAGUAAGUGGUUUGAUUGACUGUGAUUGUGUUGGGUUUGGAAUUGUGGAACCUUGUGCUACGAAUACUUCCACCACCUAAAAGGCCUUUUCCCCAUGUCCAAGACCCUAGCCAGUCAUCUGAACCUGUGUCUAAGACCUCCGGAUUACUUAGUGGUGACACCUCAUAUGUGAACUCUAACAUUUAGAGGCUGCCGUCAUGGUGAAGAGACGUUAGGAAUUGAGAGAAUAAGUAUGCGCAUUUUUC